CGGCUCCUCCUGCCCUCCGCAGCUCCGAGACCGCCCGAGCGCCCGGCAUGUCGGCCGACAUGUGGGUGGGCCCGUGGAGGCCCCACCGGCCCCGCGGGCCCAUCGCCGCGCUCUACAGCAGCCCCGGGCCCAAGUACGGGCUCCCGACGAGCGUGGGCUACCACCUCCACGACCCGUCCCGCUGCCGGGCUCCGGCCUACAGCUUCGGCCUGCGCCGCCUGCAGCAAGACGACGACCGCUCCCCCGGGCCGGCCUACAUGCUCCCCGCCAAGACGACCAUGCGGGGCAAGGACGGGACCCCCGCCUACUCCAUCCACGGCCGCCCCCGGGACCUGCAGAGCUUCUGCACCCCCGGGCCAGGUCGCUAUUCCCCAGAGAAAGCUGGGAAAUGGGCCUUUCCUGCGGCCCCCAUCUACUCCCUCGCCUCCCGCACCAAGGAGUUCUCCAACGACCAGACGCCAGGGCCUGCUGCCUACGGGCUCCCCCCGAUGAUGGGGCCCAAAGUCAUUGGCAAGAGCUCGGCCCCCAACUACUCCAUCCUCGGGCGCAGCCUGAUCGGUAGUUUCUGCGAGGACUUGUGCAAAACACCAGGCCCCUGCAACUACCGUGCGGUGGACUCCAACGUGUACAAGACACGGGCCCCCCAGUUCAGCAUGCUGGCUCGCAACGUGCUCCCCGGUGACAACACACAGAAGCCCGGGCCGGGCACCUACAGCCCGGAGAAGUACUCCCAGCACCGCGGGCAGACCUUCGGCAUCCGCCACUCGGACUACCUGGCUCCUCUCAUCGUGGACGUGGCAGAUUAACCACGAUGCGCCGUGUGGCCUGGCACUGCCGCGGGCGCCCAAGCAGGACGGGCUGGACAACAAGCGGGCAUCCGUAC
This is a messenger RNA of Gavialis gangeticus (Gharial), 883 nucleotides long. RefSeq names its product outer dense fiber of sperm tails 3B (gene CIMAP1B). The transcript is spliced from 6 exons. The coding region runs from base 48 to 806 and encodes 252 amino acids. Gene Ontology annotation, cellular component: cytoskeleton. The record is from RefSeq and is a predicted model, not a curated record. Lineage: Eukaryota; Metazoa; Chordata; Crocodylia; Gavialidae.